AUGCCAUCACUCGUAGCAUACGGGCGAAAAUGGAACAUUGCCAGUGACGACUUUGUAUUUCCUGAAAUUACCGAAGCAUUAGUGAGAUUAGCAUGGAUGGCAUUUGCGUUCGCCGUUUUUAUUUUGCAUUUUCCCCUGUCAUGUUCUGGCAAGGAUAUGACCAUUUCUCUGCUGACACUGCUAUUUGUCAACGGCAUUACAGUAGCGUUAGCAUUCCUCACUGUUGCGAUAUCCUCAAAAGGGUCAAUAAUGAAUCCAUAUCCAAGACGGCAUGUGGCCACUCUAUUGUACAUAAGGCUACCGAUAUUUGUGCUUGAAAUAGCUCUAACCAUUAUUUCAACUGUGAAUGCUUUUCAACCGGAUCCACCAGAUUCUUUGUGCCAUUUUUCAAAUAUCCUGAAAGUGACAAUUUGCUUAGAGUGGGCGUUGAUUGUAUGCGUAUUCUUUGGCGUUCUUAUUGUAUUUAAUCCUGUGUAUGAUGAUAACGUGGAAGAUAGCAGCAUUAUAGCGCGAAGAACAUGGUCAAGAAGAUUUAAAAUAUUCACCAUUCGGCAAGAUGCCCCAAUGCGUGCUGCGAUGGACGAUCUAGCCAAUUUAAUGAGUUCCUUCUUUUCUGACGUUGAUAUUGUGUUCAGCGACGUGCUAGCAGGACUAUUUCUAGUAGUCCACUCGCCCACUAACGUAUAUCCACCAAUAAUUACAGCUGACAGUGAGCAUCCCGAAUGGAUGACUGUGGAGAACGCGUUGCAUUUUCAACACUUCUCCUCUUGUGUGUAUGGGUGGCCCACAUAUCUUUUGCACAACUUUGGGAUCAAGUCUACGUAUAGGUUGUUGAGAAAACUGCAGUUUUGUGGGCGGCUGCGUUGCGAUCAGAAGGAAAACGGUGAUGUCCCUAUGCGUAACAUCAGCAGCGACCAUCCUAUCCAUGACCGAAGCUUCUCUAAACUGAAUGCUAAGGUCUUAGUCAUCGAGGAUAACUGCUGUUUCUGCAACACAGCUGCAUUUACUUUAUCGAACGAGCAGAAGAACAUCGAUUUAUUUUUUGUUUCGUUUCGGAAUGAGCUGUAUGAGGUCCCAUUUGUGGUGCUCGCUGAUCAUGAAACUCGUAGUAUUGUUAUCACCAUCCGUGGAUCAUGUUCCCUUGUGGAUCUGGUGACUGACUUGUGUUUAGACGAUGAGGUUUUGUCCGUUGACGUUGACGCUGACCCACUUCUUCGCACGGAUACAACACUGGAUGCAGAAGGUGAAGUAAGAGUCCAUCGUGGUAUGCUAAUGAGCGCUCGAUACGUCUUUGAUACACUCAGGAAACACCAAGUACUCGAAGAUCUUGCGGUGUUAAACACAGGUUAUCAGCUGGUAGUUUGCGGUCAUUCCCUAGGAGCUGGAGUGGCUUCACUGUUGACUCUACUGCUGAAACAAGAACAUCCUGAUGUGAGAUGUUUUGCAUUUGCACCACCAGGUUGUGUCAUAAGUGAGAAUGGUUUACAUGAGAUGGAACAACAUGUAAUGGGGAUUGUGGCUGGGGACGAUGUAGUGUCAAGAAUUUCUUUUCAUGCGCUACAUCGAUUGCGGGUUAAAGUGGCAGCAGAGCUAGAAGCUUGUACAAAAGCAAAAUACGAGAUAUUGAUCCGCGGGAUAUUUCGAAUUUUCUUCCAUCCAGCAUGGGAAAGUGGUCCACUGUCCGGUACCAGUACUGUAACGGAUCGUGUGAAUCUCAUACCAGAAGGUGCAACUAUAAAUGGUGGCUCAUACGGAACAUCGGCUGUUGCUCCAAACACUGCAACUGCUGUAACGAUCUCAACAAAUCAAAGAUUAGCAUCAAGAGUUGAGCUGUUUGCGCCAGGCAAACUACUGUACAUCGCGGAGGACGAAAGCAAAGAGGGCGGAGUGGCAUGUGAAUGGAUAGAUCCAAAGUGCCUUUCGGAUGUGAAACUGACAGCGUCUGCAGUAACCGAUCAUCUACCGAAAAGCAUUGAACGAAUGUUAGAGAAGGUUAUCGCUGCUAAAGGCACAACUGUUACGAUUCCUACGAAUGAGAGCAGCGCCGGCGUUGCGAACACCGCCGCAGCGAACGCAUCAGCUCGAACCACGCCUCCUCGGGUAGUGGUCACUGACCAACCGCGGUCGUCUGCACAAUAA
Messenger RNA from Necator americanus (New World hookworm), 2139 nucleotides. RefSeq lists its product as uncharacterized. Gene Ontology annotation, cellular component: cytoplasm; plasma membrane. The record is from RefSeq and is a predicted model, not a curated record. Gene Ontology annotation, biological process: arachidonate metabolic process; diacylglycerol catabolic process; neurogenesis. Lineage: Eukaryota; Metazoa; Nematoda; Chromadorea; Rhabditida; Ancylostomatidae. Bases 1 to 2139 code for a protein of 712 amino acids. Gene Ontology annotation, molecular function: triacylglycerol lipase activity. The transcript is spliced from 16 exons.